UACAAAGAGUGGGCAUAAAGAUUGUAAACUCUCUCUCGUGCUAUCUCUCUCUAUCUCGUCUCUCUCCGUCUCAUCUCGGGUCUCUUUUCUCUCUCAACACACACAACUCUAUUCAACAAACCCACAGGCCACACAUAUACAUACACCUAUACAUACAACACAGCGAGCUCCCUUCAGCACAUCUCAAUUCCGGAGAAUUGCAUCUCCAUUGUCCAAUUCAUCACUGUUACAUACAAAUCCUCGCCCAUUUGUUUGAUAAAUUCGCGGAAUCUUCGCGGCUGGAUCUUUGAUUUCACUAUUACGUCCAGCUGUGGUGGCAAUUACAUGAUUUCGGGUUAAUUAAGCAACUGUAUGGGUGUGUCGUGGAACCCUGGGACUCGAUUUUUGUUAACUUGGUGAUUGUUUAUCUGCUUAACCUUUCUCGAGCAUAAGUAGAAAUGGCUCUGCAGAAGUGUUCCCCUUCUGCUGAUGCACCCUCAGCGAAUAUGAAAUCUUUGAAGUUAUCCCGUAAAUCAAACGAGAAAAGUCAGCUUGUAGUUACAGAAGGAAGCCAGAUGGAGGGUGAUAAGGAUAUUGAUCUUAGGGAGGUCUAUUUCCUUAUCAUGCAUUUUUUAUCUGCUGGCCCCUGCCAAAGAACAUACGGGCAGUUCUGGAAUGAAUUGCUUGAGCAUCAACUUUUACCUAGACGAUAUCAUGCUUGGUAUUCAAGGACAGGGGUAGUCAGUGGGGAUGAAAAUGAUGAUGGUUCUUCUUUCCCGUUAAGUUACAACAAGUUGGUGGAGAGGUACCCUCACAUUGAAAAGGAUCACUUGGUAAAGCUUCUAAAGCAACUUGUUCAUGGAGCAACUGUGCCACAGGGUUUGGUCAAUGGAAAUGCCUUAAAUGCAGCUGCUGUGCCUACUCUUUUGGGAACUGGUUCCUUUUCACUUCUUAGCAAUGAGCAAUCUAGAAGCAGUGGCAAACCUCCCCCCAAAUACAUGCGUUGGCCUCAUAUACAAGCUGAUCAGGUGCACGGACUUGGUCUGAGAGAAAUUGGUGGUGGCUUUUCAAGACACAACCGUGCACCUUCAGUUCGUGGUGCAUGUCAUGCCAUUGCAAAACCUUCUACCAUGGUACAGAAGAUGCAGAAUCUAAAAAAACUUAGGGGACAUCGGAAUGCUGUUUAUUGUGCUAUAUUUGAUCGUUCAGGGAGGUAUGUCAUUACGGGGUCAGAUGACCGUCUUGUUAAGAUAUGGUCGAUGGAGACGGCUUACUGCUUAGCAAGCUGUCGCGGACAUGAAGGUGAUAUUACUGACCUGGCUGUGAGCUUCAAUAACACCUUGGUAGCUUCUGCUUCAAAUGACUUCAUCAUCCGAAUUUGGCGUUUACCUGAUGGGCUGCCAAUAUCUGUUUUGCGUGGUCAUAAUGGAGUAGUUACGGCCAUUGCUUUUAGUCCUAGACUAAACUCUCCGUUCCAACUAUUAUCGUCAUCUGAUGAUGGAACUUGUAGGAUUUGGGAUGCCAGGCACUCCAAUUUCAGUCCAAGGAUUUAUGUCCCAAGACCUCCAGAUCAUGUUGCUGGGAAAAAUGGUGGGCCAUCAUCAAGUACCAUUCAACAGAAUCACCAGAUUUCCUGUUGUGCAUUCAAUUCGACUGGGACGGUUUUUGUAACUGGCAGCUCAGACACGUUUGCAAGGGUCUGGAAUGCUUGUAAACCAAACACAGAUGACCCAGAACAACCAAAUUAUGAAAUGGAUAUAUUAGCUGGGCAUGAGAAUGAUGUCAAUUAUGUACAGUUCAGUGGUUGUACAGUGACGUCCAAGUUGUCUAUGUCUGAUGGGCAGAAGGAAGACAAUAUUCCGAAGUUCAAGAACACAUGGUUUACACAUGACAACAUUGUUACCUGUUCAAGGGAUGGGAGUGCAAUAAUAUGGAUUCCGAGAUCACGCAGAUCACAUGGGAAGGCAGGACGUUGGACAAGGGCAUAUCAUUUAAAAGUUCCUCCACCUCCUAUGCCGCCUCAACCUCCUCGAGGAGGUCCACGUCAAAGACUUCUUCCAACUCCACGUGGUGUUAAUAUGAUUGCGUGGAGCCUAGACAAUCGAUUUGUUCUGGCAGCAAUCAUGGAUUGCAGAAUAUGUGUCUGGAAUGCCGUUGAUGGUAGCUUGGUACAUUCUUUGACAGGCCAUACAGACUCUACUUAUGUUCUUGAUGUCCAUCCUUUCAAUCCUCGAAUAGCGAUGAGCGCCGGUUAUGACGGAAAAACAAUCGUCUGGGAUAUAUGGGAAGGACUGCCUAUUCAGAUAUAUGAAUUGGGACGCUGGAAGCUAGUUGAUGGAAAAUUUUCAUCAGAUGGGACCUCGAUUAUACUUUCAGAUGAUGUAGGUCAACUGUAUAUAUUGAACACUGGUCAAGGGGAAUCCCAGAAAGAUGCAAAAUAUGAUCAGUUUUUUCUUGGGGAUUAUCGACCUCUUGUUCAAGAUGCAAAUGGAAAUGUCCUUGACCAGGAAACUCAACUGCCUCCAUAUAGAAGAAAUAAACAAGAUCUUCUUUGCGAUUCAGCCAUGAUUCCAUACCCAGAGCCUUAUCAGAGCAUGUAUCAAGCACGGCGACUAGGAGCUUUAGGUAUUGAAUGGCGCCCAUCUUCUGUGAGAUUUGCUGUUGGUGAGGAUAUUAGUCUUGACCAAGAGUACCAGAUGCUCCCGAUAGCAGAUCUGGAUAUGAUUGAUCCACUUCCAGUAUUAUUAUUAGAUGCCAUGGAUUGGGAACCAGAGAAUGAAGUACAAAGUGAUGAUAAUGAUUCAGAAUAUAAUGUACCGGAUGGGAAUUUUUCUGGUGGGGAGCAAGGAAGUCUUAGUUCUCACUCUUCUGGUGGCCAAGAAUGCAGUACAGAAGACAGUGAAGCUGAGAACACAUAUGAAGAUGAGCUUAGGAGAUCAAAAAGGAAAAAGCAGAAGACAGAGAUUGAGGUAAUGACAUUCUCUGGGAGACGUGUUAAGAGGAAGAAUCUGGACGAGUAUGAUGAUAAUUCAAUUAAAAACCACCGAAGUAGAAGAACAAGGCAUGAUCGUAAAGCAUCAAGGAAGAAAUCCUCGUCUACAAAACUUUUAAGACCACAGAGAGCUGCUGCACUCAAUGCUCUAAAUUUCCUUUCACAAAUCACUGGAACGUCCACAGCGAGGGAGGUUGGGGAGGGCUCAAUAGGUGAUUUAUCUGACAGUGAAUCCAUGCUGCCAAAUUCAAGCAAUGCGAGUGAAGCAUCUGAUGAUUCUCAGAAAAGUGAAAGAAAUCCACAAACUAAAGGAAAAGAAGUGGUAUCUGCGGAUGAGUCUGAAAAUUUGGAAAGGGCCCGUACAUGUCAUGAAUCUGCCGGAAGCAGGAAAAAACUUGUACUCAAGUUGCCAAAUCGUAAUACAAAUAAAACUUGCUCAGAAAACAUAGGUCUAAAAUGUGUGGAGCGACCUGAUAUAGCAGGCUCAUCAACUCCAGCUCCUUGUGAAGAAGAUAGUUUGGGCAGAAGCCGCUCUUUGAAGCUGCAGUGCCCUUCUAAUAACAUAGAUUUUAUUAAUGUUGAAGCAAAUGAAAAUGAUCAGCAUUCAAAGCAUAAAAACCCUUUUAAUCUCUUUGAAGGAUGCAAUGGGAAUGUUCGAUGGGGAGUGGUCAAGAGUCGUACAUCCAAACGUGCGAAGAUGGGGGAUCUGUUGCCACCAGGCACAUCUGAAGGAAUCGCUUCCUGCCGCGACGGUCACAACAAAACUGAGAAUAUCAUUGAAGGGAAUUUCAUACCAGAUAAUUUGGGAGCCACGACAGCCAAGUCAGACACCCAUAUCAAGGGUAGGAAUAUGGUUAUGUCAGAGUUGCAUCACACAGAGUCCAAUAUUACCAACGGAUUGGACAAUGUUAUAAGUAACAAGGAUCAACUUGAUGUGGAUUGUUGCAACAAUCAUGACGAAUCACAGAAAUUUCAGGAGGUUGAUGAUCAAGCUACAUCAUCUGUUGCUUGUGAUAUUUGGACUGGUAAGGCACCUGAGCAGAAAGAAGACCUCACACCAACUCCAAGAAAGCUAUCAAUAGUAUCCAGAACCCUACCACAUGAAGAUCAAAGUUCGUCUAAGAUGAAAAUGAAAUAUCUGGUGAAAGAUCCUUGCGACAAUGCAGAUAAUUUGUUAGAAAGCUCAUCAGACCCUGAACAGAAGGCAAAAGAUAAUGCUACUGAUAGAUGCCAAAGGCUAAGUUCAGAGUGGGGAUGCCUUAAUGGUGUAUCAGAAGAUUCUCUAAUUGGUGCUAGUUCAGGGUCUGUGUUGCCGGAUUCCCCAAAAUUGUCACAAGACAAGAGGUAUGCUGCUGUUUAUAGAAGGUCAAAGUCAUCGAGAUCUAGAAGCAAUCUCGAAGGAGCAAUGGAAGCAAGUACUUCUAAUGUAGGCAAGCCUGGUCAGGAUGAAGCUGUAGCUGCAUCAGAAGGAACGCGUAGAACACGAUCCAUGGGACCUACUUCGACUGCAAGUGAUCUAAAUAAUGUUAGCGGAAAUGGCCAUUAUAGGGAAGCUCGUAAUGUGUCUUCUGACACAUUAAUUACAAAUGGUUGUGACCAGCUCUCUGUUCAAGAUUGGAAGUUGACUUCAAAUGUCACAGUUGGAUUGAGGUCAACCAGAAACAAGAGAACCACUUACUAUCAUCGUGAGACGAGUUCUCCAGAUAGAAAGAAACAACAGCAAUUAGCAAAAGGUUCAUGGCUGAUGUUGACGAAUCAUGAAGAGGGAUCACGAUAUAUUCCUCAAAUGGGUGAUGAAGUUGUCUAUCUUAGACAGGGUCAUGAGGAGUAUAUAAGUCAAAGUCGUUCCAGAGAGAAGGCCCCUUGGAAGGUUCUCAAAGGCGAAAUCAGAGCUGUGGAAUUUUGCAAGGUUGAAGAUCUUGAGUAUUCUGUCCUUACUGGUUCUGGAGAAAGCUGCUGUAAAAUGACUCUUCAGUUUGUAGACCCCACCUCCAUUGUACUUGGUAAAUCUUUCAAACUUACUCUUCCAGAGGUGACUGGUUUUCCAGACUUUCUUGUUGAAAGAUCAAGAUAUGAUGCUGCUAUAGAGCGAAAGUGGGCAUGUCGUGAUAAGUGCCAGGUCUGGUGGAAGAAUGAAGGCGAGGAAGACGGGAGUUGGUGGGAAGGCAGGAUUCAGGCCAUAAAACCUAAAUCUUCUGAAUAUCCAGAUAGUCCAUGGGAAAGGUAUGUGGUGCAGUAUAAGAGUGAACCCACUGAAACACUUGGGCAUAGUCCUUGGGAACUUUAUGAUGCCAAUACCCAAUGGGAACAGCCUUGUAUAGACGAUUUGAUCAGACAUAAAAUGCUACGUGCUUUUGCCAAGCUGGAACGAUUAGGAAACCAGGGCCAGGAUUCUUUUGGUGUUCAUAAACUGAGGGAAGUUUCUCAGAAGUUGACAUUUGUUAACAGGUUUCCUGUGCCGCUUUCUCUUGAAGUGAUCCAAUCAAGAUUAGAGAACAACUACUAUAGAAGCGAGGAGGCUGUAAGGCAUGACAUUGGAGUAAUGCUGUCAAAUGCUGAAUCGUACUUUGGAAAGAAUGCUGAUCUUUUGGCCAAAAUGAAACGUUUAUCAGAAUGGUUCACCAAGGCACUGUCAUCUUUGUAGUAGAGUGUAUAAUUUUGUACAAAUUUGAAGCGGUAGAUCUGGGCUAGUUCUUUUACCCUGUAAAAGUUUGAAGUUCUUUUUUACUACCUUUGCGUCUUUAUUUUAAAUAUAGGAACUUUGAUUUAGUCAGCAAGACUAGUUGAAAAUUUUGAGCCCUUUUUAGAACACACAGGAUUGUUAUAUGAAAGGUAGUUGGUAGGCAGGUUUGUCAUUUGACUUUAAGCCAAUAGAGUAUGACCAUGGGAAUUUGAAAGCAGUAGUACUGUAUAGACGCUAAUUACAGUUAUUGUAGUCUGGAUCUUGUCUUAGAAUUUUGGACUGAGCCCGUCUUUUCUUUCCAUACUUUUAUAAAGAGAAUUAGGCUCCUUCCAAUUUCUAGGCACCUUGAACAUCAUCUUUACAAAUAUAACCAUCUUUUUUUUCA
This is a messenger RNA of Daucus carota subsp. sativus, 6039 nucleotides long. RefSeq lists its product as uncharacterized. Gene Ontology annotation, cellular component: nucleus. The record is from RefSeq and is a predicted model, not a curated record. The coding region runs from base 438 to 5615 and encodes 1725 amino acids. Gene Ontology annotation, molecular function: protein binding. Lineage: Eukaryota; Viridiplantae; Streptophyta; Magnoliopsida; Apiales; Apiaceae. Gene Ontology annotation, biological process: regulation of cell shape; cytoskeleton organization; regulation of transcription by RNA polymerase II. The transcript is spliced from 25 exons.